Bombyx mori (domestic silkworm) is the source of this 977-nucleotide messenger RNA. RefSeq names its product transcription initiation factor TFIID subunit 9 (gene Taf9). Bases 197 to 907 code for a protein of 236 amino acids. Gene Ontology annotation, biological process: RNA polymerase II preinitiation complex assembly; DNA-templated transcription initiation. Lineage: Eukaryota; Metazoa; Arthropoda; Insecta; Lepidoptera; Bombycidae. The transcript has 3 exons. Gene Ontology annotation, cellular component: SAGA complex; transcription factor TFIID complex. Gene Ontology annotation, molecular function: protein heterodimerization activity; transcription coactivator activity; RNA polymerase II general transcription initiation factor activity. The record is from RefSeq and is a predicted model, not a curated record.
UGGCUGACACUGACAGUUUGAAUUGACUUGACAAUCGUCAUCAAACAACAUAGAUCUGUCACAAUCACAGCACAAGUGUUGUUUUUAUAGCAUUGUUACCAAAAUAAAGUAUGCCAAUACUAUGACUAAGAAAAAGAUUUUUAAACAAAUCAGAAAUAAUUCGGUCUAAAAUUAAAAUAACAAAUAAAACUACAAGAUGUCAGAGAAAGACAAAUCCAAAUCGGGUGGUCAAGCUAAGCACAUUCCCAAAGAUGCCCAAGUCAUCAUGUCCAUCAUGAAGGAAGUAGGUAUCACUGACUAUGAACCGAGAGUCGUGAACCAGCUCCUAGAAUUCACAUACCGCUACGUUACAUCAGUAUUAGAUGAUGCAAGGAUAUUUGCAAACCACGCAAAAAAGAAAACUAUAGAUCUUGAUGAUGUGAGACUGUCAGCUCAAAUGCAAUUGGACAAGUCCUUCACGAAUCCCCCGCCCCGUGAAGUGCUACUGGAGAUCGCGAGGGUCAAGAAUGUUAAUCCUUUGCCGUUGAUAAAGCCGCAUUGCGGGUUAAGACUGCCUCCGGAUCGUUACUGCCUGUCAUCCUGUAAUUACAAACUGAAACCAGCAACCAAGAAAGUGAUCACAAAAACUACGAUAACCCCUUCCCCGUCCAUAAAAACGGUCACCACAUCCAAAGCACCUCAACAGACAGUUGUUAUGAAGAGACCACCGGGAGCAAUUGUGAAUGUGGGCACCCCAAAAACCAGUCUCGGAACAAAACCUGUACUGAAAUUUUCAUCAAGCAGUAAAGUAGUAAAACCAGCUGUAAGAGUGACAGCUGGUCCUUCCUCACAGGCUCCUAUCAAGAUGGAGACAGACGAGCCAAUGAGCCACAAACGGAAAAGAGAAGACGACGAUUAUGAUCUAUAAAUAAUUAAUAGGAUCACGAUCUUUCUGCCUGGAAUCAACAUUUUGAUAUUAAAAAGUAUCAUGUGUUUAA